AAACUUUAUUUCGGUUUUGCAGUGUGGUUCAGUUUCUUCUCGGCCCUAAUCUUACGAGUCGAGUUCGAGACAUCAUCGUUGAGUGAUCAAGAAUACCCAAAAAACAAAAACAAAAAAAGAAUGCAUCUAUGGCCAUCAAUGAGAAUAAGGGACUCGUUCAAGAUCGGGUAUUUGAAAAAACUGGAGUGGAAUACCCAAAGAAUGAACAGCCAGAAGAAACAGCAAGAAACCAGCACCAGCAAUCAAGAAAAAUUGUUGGGUGAUGAGGAAAUUAAUACAGAAGUUUCUUCUUCUUGUUGUUCAACAAAAGCUGCUUUGAUUUUCCGAGAAAUUUUCAUGGUCCUCACUUGCUGCUACUGUUGUUUCUGCUGUGGAGCUUGUGUUGAUCAAGAUGAUGAUUGAUGGUUUUAGCUGGAAAAUUUAGUUGCUGAUUCCAAAUUCAUAUAACGAGAAGGUCAGAUCGUAGAAGGUAAUGAUUAGGAGCAAAGUCUCUAACCCAUGGUAGAUUUGUAAUCAAAUGUUUUAUGUUGCGAUGAACAUUCUCAACAUGCUUAUUAUUUCCACCUUGUAGUUAUGUUAUAAUAUUAGAAAUGUAAUCGAGUCAAAUCAA
Molecule: messenger RNA, 610 nt
Organism: Mercurialis annua (annual mercury)
Lineage: Eukaryota; Viridiplantae; Streptophyta; Magnoliopsida; Malpighiales; Euphorbiaceae
Exons: 3
Coding region: 121-402 (93 amino acids)
Source: RefSeq, a predicted model, not a curated record